AUGUUGGACAAGGAAGACAGGACGAGGAUGCUCCCCAAGAGCUCAAGCCAGAAGACGCUCCAGGCCGCCAUGGAGGAGGAGAGGGCGACUAUGGCCAACCGUCGUUUCCUCUCCAAGGACGACGCCUCCGUCUCCAACCCCUCCUUCCGCGUCUACUACGGCGUCGCCUCCGCGGGCUCCGUGCCGUUCAUGUGGGAGUCGGCGCCGGGCACUCCCAAGAACGCCAUCUCCAGCACCACCCUCCCGCCCCUCACCCCGCCGCCGUCCUACUACAACAGCAAGGGCGCUGCUGCCAAGACCAAGUUCACCAAGUUCCAAUCCUCCAAGAAGCUGCUCUCCUCCAAGCCGGCUAUCUUCGUGCAGAGCAUCCUCCCCAAGCUGCGCAGGAGCCAUACCAUGCCGUCGCGGUCACCGUCGGCGCCGCCGUCCAACUCCAAAGAGAGCGCGCAGGUGCAGUGCACCCGGAGCCGGAGGAACAGGCUGCUCGCGAGCCCGCGGUCGUCCUUCUCGUCCAACUCAAGGGGAGAUGACGAUGACGACGAUGGUGGUGCAGCGCCGCCGUCGCCGACGUCCACGCUGUGCUUCCGAACGCGGCACUCCGGCGGGGGCACCGGCAGGCUGCACGGGCUUCUAGCGUCCGUGGUCGGAGGAGGGCAAGGUACCGCUGCCUCCUGA
This is a messenger RNA of Miscanthus lutarioriparius, 675 nucleotides long. The record is from the annotation of a GenBank genome assembly. Lineage: Eukaryota; Viridiplantae; Streptophyta; Magnoliopsida; Poales; Poaceae.